AUGCUCCCCUACAUCUUACCGACGAAUGAUCUUCUCCGUCCGGUUCUACUACACCAUGAUCUCCAUGCGGAGAACAUCUUCAUCGAUGAUGCCGAUCCAAGCAAGGUGUUCAGUAUAAUUGACUGGCAGGCAUUGUAUGCCUCUCCCCUGUUUUUGCAAGCAAGAUUUCCAUCUGUUUUUGAUAGCGACGACCCAUACCCCUGGGGUGCAGUCCAACCCAAACGACCAGAGAACUUCGAUACAAGACAGGUCGAAGAGACGCUGGAUAGGAUCCGGCUGAAGAAAUUCUAUGAAUUGGCGACAAGGAAAUUCAAUCCGCUUCUCGUUAAAGUUAUGGAUGCCAUGAGACGUGACGACGACCCGACUACAUUUAUCUUCUAUAUUGUCGGCCAGUCCUCGAUCAAUGGCCCGAUACCGCUCCAGGAACUCCUCGUGCAAAUACACGAGAAAUGGUACUACUUAUCUACACAACGCGGCUUGAGCAUCCCGUGCCCCAUUUCAUCUUCUCGGGAGGAUAUCGACCGCACUCGACGGCAGGCAAACACCUGGGCUGAUGCUUACAACGAGUUUGACAGCCUCCGAACCCAGCUUCUUGGAUAUGAUGGCUGGGUCUCUCAUGAAGAGUACGAGGAAGCCAAGCGCCGGUGGGAAGAUAGCAGGACUACGCUGGAAUCGCUUCGACAGAAACUGGAACAGCUAUUACGAUAUGUAUAG
This is a messenger RNA of Penicillium alfredii, 714 nucleotides long. RefSeq lists its product as uncharacterized. The coding region runs from base 1 to 714 and encodes 237 amino acids. Gene Ontology annotation, cellular component: mitochondrion. The transcript has 2 exons. Lineage: Eukaryota; Fungi; Ascomycota; Eurotiomycetes; Eurotiales; Aspergillaceae. The record is from RefSeq and is a predicted model, not a curated record.